AUGAACAAGUAUAUAGUUUUGAAAGAUGGCCGAACCUACACCUUGCUUCCUAUGUCACCAUCUCAAGUGCAUGAAGACCAAGUGAGGAUCUUAAAAUCAGUUGAGGAAAAGAAAGAUUGGAGAGAAAAUUUGAGAGAGGCCGAGCUUGAUGAGAGGAAAAAUGAGAGGAGAGUGAGAGCAAAAGAAGUAAAAGAAAAAGAAAAGAGUGAGGGCUCAGGGCAAAAGGAGAGUAGAGAGAAGAAAAUGAGUUUGUAUGUGAGAGGAAAAGAAGUGAGGGAAGCCUUACAAGGGGGGAGACCUUUUUGUGUGCUUAUGUACCGAGAGGUGAAUUUAUAUUUAUCUGACAUUGACCAAAACUUACCUAGUGGUGUUGUUUCUUUGUUGCAGGAAUUUGAGGAUGUGUUUCCAGAUGAUCUUCCUUCGAGUUUGCCACUAAUUCGGGGGAUAGAACACCAAAUUGACCUCAUUCUGGGUGCUCCAAUUCCAAACAGACCAGCAUAUAGGAGUAAUCCUGAGGAGACAAAAGAACUACAAAGGCAAGUGGAGGAACUUUUGGCAAAUGGCUAUGUGCGUGAAAGUAUGAGUCCAUGUGUGGUUCCAGUGCUCCUUGUACCAAAGAAGGAUGGGACAUUAAGCAUGUGCGUAGAUUGCCAUGCUAUCAACAAAAUCAUGUUAAAGUAUCGACAUCCCAUUUCUUGA
Molecule: messenger RNA, 699 nt
Organism: Hevea brasiliensis (rubber tree)
Lineage: Eukaryota; Viridiplantae; Streptophyta; Magnoliopsida; Malpighiales; Euphorbiaceae
Exons: 1
Coding region: 1-699 (232 amino acids)
Source: RefSeq, a predicted model, not a curated record